Messenger RNA from Sardina pilchardus (European sardine), 854 nucleotides. It is a transcript of the gene aig1, whose product is annotated as androgen-induced 1 (H. sapiens). Bases 67 to 762 code for a protein of 231 amino acids. The transcript is spliced from 5 exons. The record is from RefSeq and is a predicted model, not a curated record. Gene Ontology annotation, cellular component: endomembrane system; membrane. NCBI's taxonomy places the organism in Eukaryota, Metazoa, Chordata, Actinopteri, Clupeiformes, Clupeidae.
CGAAGGAUCCGUCACAGUCCCCACGGAUGAGAACGAUUACUUGACAGUAGCUGACAGAGCAAGAAAAUGGCGCUUAUCCCCUCACAAAUAUUGAGAAUAGCUAUUCUUCUCUCGUAUUUCUCUGUUCUCUGCAAUUAUAAAGCUAUAGACAUGCCUGCUCAUCAAACCUAUGGUGGUAGCUGGAAGUUUUUAACGUUCAUAAAUCUGGUAAUCCAAGCAGUGUUUUUCGGUGUGGGGGUGCUGACUGACUUGACCAGCCUGCUGACAAAAGGCGCUAUAUGCCAAGAGCAGGAGAGGCAGCGGAGGAAAUUAAUUGGUCUUAGGGACUGGUUAAUGGCUGUGCUGGCAUUUCCUGUCGGUAUGUUUGUUGUGACCAUGUUUUGGAUCCUCUACCUGUUUGACAGAGACUUAAUAUAUCCACGACUCUUGGAUAAUUUCAUUCCACAGUGGCUAAACCAUGGAAUGCACACAACAGUACUCCCCUUCAUCAUAAUUGAGAUGAGAACAACACCACACCGUUAUCCAAGUCGGCUCUGUGGACUUCUGACUGUUUGCAGCUUCGCCAUGGGAUAUGUGCUAUGGAUGUGUUGGGUCCAUCAUGUGACUGGAGUAUGGGUUUACCCGCUGCUUGAGUAUCUUGGCACAAUGUCCAAAGUCCUCUUUUUCUUUUCUCUGACCAUUCUCAUUAGUGUAUACUAUGUUCUUGGAGAAAUUCUCAACAGUUAUAUAUGGGACUUCACAACCAAGACUAAGUCUUCAUGAAUCAGCAAUUAGCAUAGCCUAUGCCCUAUGCUGUCUAAAUGUGUUAUAGUCUCACUCGAAAUAAAUCAUGAUCAUUCAUAGUCUCACUUGAA